This is a messenger RNA of Danaus plexippus (monarch butterfly), 1466 nucleotides long. RefSeq names its product homeobox protein slou-like. Gene Ontology annotation, biological process: regulation of DNA-templated transcription. Gene Ontology annotation, molecular function: DNA binding; DNA-binding transcription factor activity, RNA polymerase II-specific. NCBI's taxonomy places the organism in Eukaryota, Metazoa, Arthropoda, Insecta, Lepidoptera, Nymphalidae. The transcript has 4 exons. Bases 1 to 969 code for a protein of 322 amino acids. The record is from RefSeq and is a predicted model, not a curated record.
AUGCAGGACAGUCAUAAGUCCUUCCUCAUCAAAGACUUACUCGGAGAUGUUUUGAGACCAGGAGUUGGGAUACCAGGUAACGCAAAUGAUGGGGAAGAAUUAUCUUCAAACAGGUGCGAUUCCCCACUAGGGCAUAAUCCGGAGGAAUCCGAUAUAGAUGAUGAUAUAUCGGUCGGAGACAAUCGUUCAGAGACAUCUACUCCCAAAAAGAUUCAAGUUAAUUAUGACAAUGACAUCGAAAACUACAAGAGAAAAAAUGACAAUUGUACCAAAGGAGUUGAAUCAGAUCACGAACGAUCAACGCCAACAGAAUUUAAUUCGAACCGUAUAUCCAAUUCUGAAUUCUCUUCACCGUAUAAAGAGGAUGACCAUGAAUAUGAGAGACAAGAAGAGUCCAUGAAGUUGUAUGAGGGAUCCCUGUUUCAAUUAUAUAGACCGGAAAGAGAAGGGAACAAGGAGGGUGAGAGCGCAUUUGAAAUCGCUGGCUCUAUUUCGGACAGCAUCUACGGAAGAUCAAUGGACCUUACCAAAAACUCAUUUCAAUCACAGCUGCUCGCUGGUUUUGCUUCCGUUAUGGCGGGUAGUUCACAGAGGGAUUCACAGGAUCCAACAGAUCGUCAGUCCUCGGGUCGAAAUGGAAGUUCCUCGAACUCCGGUCGCAAGCCUCGUCGGCGUCGCACAGCAUUCACACACGCACAGUUGGCCUACUUGGAGCGCAAGUUUAGAUGUCAGAAAUACUUGAGCGUCGCUGACCGAGGGGACGUCGCUGAUGCUCUCAACCUCAGUGAAACACAAGUUAAAACGUGGUAUCAGAACAGAAGAACAAAAUGGAAGAGACAAAACCAGCUUCGUCUCGAGCAGCUUCGGGCGCAAGCGGCUAGCGGCGAACGCGAGCUGUCUGCGCACGCGCUGCCCCUAGCGUGCGCGUUGCUGCCGCCCUACCCCGCUUAUAUCCACUGUCACCUAUGAGCCAAACCGUGGAGCUAGCUUUAUUCAUACCCCUCACAAAUCAUAAGCAUUUGUAAGUUUUGUAAAUAAACAGUUUUUGUAUUGUCAGAAUAGAAAAUAGCCUAUAGGUUUUAAUGAUCGUGUACAUUUAUACUGUAUAAUAUUGUUAUAUUGUAAUUCAAUUUCUCUCAUACGUAGUGCUUAUUCAAAAACAUGGCGCUUGAUGUUCGGUGGCACCUUCUUAUGAAUUAUUUCAUAUUUAAAAAACGUGAAGCGAACGCGUCACUUAAUUACGUCACACCGAAAAUUAAGAAUAAUGAAAAUAUUACUUAUAUGUAGUUAUAAUUAGUAGGAUAUAGUAAAAAGUAUUUGAAUUAAAUUACAAAUAGGUGCAUUCGAUAUGGUAAAUUAGUGUUGUUAAAUAAAUUUAAACGUAUCCUCUAUUUUUAACAAAACCACCGACGUAAUAAUUUUGAACUCGGCUUCUAAAUCAUAAAAAUGAAUUUAGAUAUAUUCGA